Messenger RNA from Glycine soja, 1833 nucleotides. Its product is annotated as mitochondrial import inner membrane translocase subunit TIM44-2. The record is from RefSeq and is a predicted model, not a curated record. NCBI's taxonomy places the organism in Eukaryota, Viridiplantae, Streptophyta, Magnoliopsida, Fabales, Fabaceae. Gene Ontology annotation, cellular component: mitochondrial inner membrane. Bases 170 to 1591 code for a protein of 473 amino acids. Gene Ontology annotation, molecular function: protein-folding chaperone binding. The transcript has 14 exons. Gene Ontology annotation, biological process: protein import into mitochondrial matrix.
GUACACUAUUGAUUCUCUUUCUUCUUGCAGCAUAGCACAACACAGCAGUUACGCAAGGUCUUUAUUUGUUCUUCCUCAAGCACCGGCAACGCAAACGGAUGCAUUACAAAAAAUAAAAUGAGAUAAGAAAUUAAAAGAAGACGACGUUCUCUCUUGGUUUUGAUUCCCAAUGGCAACGCGAAAGCUGAUUCGUGAUUUGUUACUCUCCAAACGAUCCCUUCUUCACCACCAGGGUUGGAGUAGGAGUAGAAGGUUACCUUUGGUUUGGGAAGAUAGGCGUAGAUACAGUGUCUUCAAUGAGUUCUCUAAGAACAUUAAAGGCCAAGCUGUUAGAAACCAAGAAUUCCAACAGUCUGUCAAGGAGCUGAAAGAAAAAGCAGAUGAACUUAAAGGGGUAAAAGAAGAGCUGAAAGAAAGAACAAAGCAAAAAACUGAGAAGCUGUACAAACAAGUGGAUGAAGCGUGGACAGAAGCUGAAGCUGCUGCAAAGAAGGUUUCUUACAAUGUUAAAGAGAAGAUUUCAGCUGCAUCAGAGGAGGUGAAGGAAACUUUUGGGAUAGGAAAGCAGGAUUCUUCAGGAUCAACUGAUUCUUCAACAAAACAGGGUGCUGAUGCAAAUGGAGGAAAUCAGACAUCACGUGAGGAAGAGAAAAAUCAGCAAUCUGGGUCUAGUAAGGAUGCUGAUUCGUUGUUUGGCAAAUUUAAAUCAACUAUUUCCUCUCCAAAUGUUUCUGCUGCCUUCCAAAAAUUAAAGGAUGCAAAGUUAGUUGACAUAACCAAAAAAGGUUAUGACAUAGUAAAAGAGGAGUUAAGUAGUACCCCGACUAAGAGAAAGCGAGUUCCUUUUGCAUCAAGUGGUGAAACAAGUACAAGAACAGAUCUUGUUGUUAUGCCAUCUAAACAAUCUUGGUGGAGUAAGAAGUUUGAUGAGUUCAGGGAGAAGGUGAAAGGCCAUCCAGUAUCCAAGCGAUUCCUUAAGUAUAGUGACCCAGUGAAGACAAAGGGCCAGGAGAUAGUAGAGGACUUGCGGGAAAGAUAUGAGACCAGUGACAGCCCCAUUAUUCACAAAAUACAGGAUAUCAAUGACAGUAUGUUUCAAGAGACAGAUGCUGCAAUUUCUUACAAGGAAAUACGUCAACGGGAUCCUUAUUUUUCAUUACCAGAAUUUGUUGGGGAAGUACAGGAGGCAAUAAAACCAGUGCUUAAUGCUUACAUCAAGGGAGACGUUGAAACAUUAAAGAAGUAUUGUAGCCCUGAGCUGAUUGAACGUUGUAAAGCAGAGCAUAAUGCUUACCAAAGUCAUGGUAUAUUCUUUGAUAACAAGAUUCUGCAUGUAUCUGAUCUGGAAAUAAGAGAGACCAAGAUGAUGGGCUCAUCUCCAGUAAUUAUUGUAAUGUUUCAAACUCAGCAAAUCUAUUGUGUACGUGAUAGGAAUGGGGCAAUUACAGAAGGAGGCAAGGAUACAAUCCACACUGUAUUCUAUUUUUGGGCAUUACAACAAAUGGACCAAGAAGAUCGUGGAGAAGAUGGUAUUUACCUAAUGUGGAGACUCAGAGAGAUGCAACAGCAAGGCAUCCAAGCUCUCAUCUAGAUUUUGUCAUGAUUUUCAGGGAUUUGUAUAAUUGAACCUUUAUGUCAUAUACUACAUUUACUGAUUUCAUUUCUUGGGGCAAAGUUGUAUCCCGAUGAUACAUCCUUUAAUUUUUUUUAUUACUAACUAGAAAAAUAAUUUGCACUUGAGUUCAUUGAUGUAUGUUAGAUGAGCUAGACAACGUUUUUAUUCUGCUCUCAAGCCAGAAAUGACAAAUUGUUAAUAUAGUCACAAGUUAUUUA